Molecule: messenger RNA, 972 nt
Organism: Jaminaea rosea
Lineage: Eukaryota; Fungi; Basidiomycota; Exobasidiomycetes; Microstromatales
Exons: 2
Coding region: 378-635 (85 amino acids)
Source: RefSeq, a predicted model, not a curated record
CCUCGAGCUCAGCGCGCGCAACGCCCAACCGCCCAGCAGCGCGCCACGGUCAAGCCUACGAUGACGAGCAGAGCGAUAAUUGAAGGCAGUUGAGGUCAUUUCCCAUCAAUACACAGCAUCUUCAAACAGUCGCUCGAUGGCCAUGAUGAGCUUUUUAUCGAUAUGGAGUGGCAGCGGAACCAUGCCAGAGUGCGCUCGAUGUCAGCGUGCAGACCAGCAACUUCAGUUAAGAUGUGCCGGUGCACAGUGUACUACCUGCUGAGCAUUCGGCCAUGAGAGCUACCUUGAACAAACAAGUGCUGUCACCGUGGUCAUACAGGGAUGGUGGAGGCGAACGUCUCUGGCCGCUACUUUCGAUGGCCGGCCAAGGCGCCGCUAUGCCGGCACCACUCAUUAGCCGCUCUUGGGCAGAGGUGGGAUGCCAGCUGGCGAGCUGUAGCUCAGUGAUGGUUCUCUUUUUUGUCACUCACAUCAGCGCUGAGCUUCCCGACGAUGAUCGUCAUCAACAGCUUGCUAGCUGCUGUGACGUGGUUCUGCGUCCUCUUUACCAUCAUCGCGGUGCAGCUAAGCGCAACGGCUGCCCCGCUUGGUGGGGUCGAUCUACUGCGACAGCGACGACACACGUCUCCGCUUGACGGUCGUUCGGGCAAGAUACAUGUCAUCACCAACUCGACCUUUCCUCAGGCUGUACAUCCUCUGCCUCGAAAGAUGCACAUCAGCGCCCGUCUCGUGGUCGGGAGAGGCUCAGGCGGUCUUCAGCAGGGCGAAGACGAAGGAUCUAGUAGACUAGAAGAGAAGGACAAGCAUGGCAGCGGAAACGAAAGUUGAAGCCCGAGGAGGUGGGAGCUAGACUUGGAGGCGUGAGGGAGUGAUGAUCAUGCCGCCAUUGUCAUUGCCAUCGCCAUCGCCAGCUCGACCAGGCCGACGCUGCGAUUGAGUGGCAGACCUUUUCCACUGCUAUGUCUAAUCAUG